Messenger RNA from Rubroshorea leprosula, 1126 nucleotides. The record is from the annotation of a GenBank genome assembly. Lineage: Eukaryota; Viridiplantae; Streptophyta; Magnoliopsida; Malvales; Dipterocarpaceae.
UUUCUUGAAUGGUAACAGCGCAUACUUGUAUGUAUUAGUUUCCUUAUUAGUUCUUACUAUAUUUUUUUUUUUACCAUCUUUUUAAUUUUUACUUCAAUUUAAUAGUUUAUAUUAUCAUUUUGUUGUUUAUAAUGUUAUUGUGUCUUAUGUUAUUUAUUGUGUCUUUAUAAUUCAUGUCUUCUUAUUAGGAAAACCACCAUGUUGUGCCGUCAACUCGUCAUGCUAAACAUGAAUGAAUAAUUGCGCGGAAGCAAGACAACAGGAUUAGAUAGACCUUGGACUCACAUGUAAAAGUUUCUUUGAGAGAAUUAUUAUUAGUUUUGGUCCUAUGCAUCAAACUUAUAUCAUUUUUAUAAUGAAUCUAAAACAUUAAAUCAAAUUUUAAAUUAUUUUUUAGUAAAUUAAUUAUCACCUACUUCAACAAUUAAAAAGAGAAAAUUACUUUCUAAUAAAUUACUUAUCACCUACCUCAACAAUUAAAAAGAGAGGGAGAAAACCUCCAUGUUUGGUUGCCAUUAUUAUCAUGGUCCAGGAUGUUCUUCUUUUGGAUAUGGAGCCAUGGAAGAGCUGGGACCUUUCAGAGUUAACAGUGAUAAUAAGACGCUCUACCGAAACCCAUAUGCAUGGAACAACGUGGCGAAUGUGAUCUUCUUGGAGUCACCAGCAGGUGUCGGGUUUUCCUAUUCAAAUAGGUCCUCCGACUACACCAACGUUGGUGACAAGAAGACAGCAGAGGACUCCUACACUUUCCUAGUGAACUGGCUUGAAAGAUUUCCCCAAUACAAAACCAGGGAUUUCUUCAUAGCAGGAGAGAGUUACGCUGGACACUACGUUCCACAGCUUGCUUACACCAUUCUCUCCAAGAACAAGAAAUCAAAUAAAACUGUUAUUAACCUCAAAGGAAUUGCAGUAAGUUCAGUUACAAUUAUCCUUUCCAACAAGCAUACAAGUACUUUUCAAAUACUUAGCACAUGCUAUCAUGCAGAUUGGUAAUGCCUACAUAGAUGAUAACACAACUAUAAAGGGAAUCCUUGACUACUAUUGGACACACGCUCUCAACUCUGACGAAACACAUGCAGGAAUUUACAAGUACUGCGACUUUGUUACCGGUAACUUUUCUGAUAUU